Molecule: messenger RNA, 444 nt
Organism: Peronospora matthiolae
Lineage: Eukaryota; Oomycota; Peronosporomycetes; Peronosporales; Peronosporaceae
Source: the annotation of a GenBank genome assembly
AUGCCCGAGUUUGGGAUGAGCGAUUCGUCGUACUUUGACGCUCCAGACGUGAGUCUGGAGCAUGCGACUUUUUCCCAUCUCACUGUUGUUGAGUUGGAUGCCCUUAAUCGCCUCGCGGCAAUAUCUAAAGAGGCAUUCGUUGUUUCGCUGAUGAAAUCAGCGACAUCUGAUGGACAGCGUCUCGCCAUACACGACUUCACGGCCCACGAGCUCGCCGAAUCCAAUCGGCAUGGUCUAACUCCAUCGAGAACUUCACGGAACUAUGCCGUGAAGAUGGAGACCUCCGUCUACUCUACCGAAGGCAAAGAACGCUUGUCGCUGUCGCGUUGGUUCAAAGAGGUUGACAUCGCUAUCGCAUCUAGAAAAUUCGAGGCUCCUCAAGCAAAGGUUAACUUCCUCCUUUCCCGUCUUACUGGGAAAUCCAAUGAGUGGGCUUUUGGGUAA